Messenger RNA from Hippocampus comes (tiger tail seahorse), 945 nucleotides. RefSeq names its product prepronociceptin-like. The record is from RefSeq and is a predicted model, not a curated record. Bases 81 to 734 code for a protein of 217 amino acids. The transcript is spliced from 3 exons. Gene Ontology annotation, molecular function: opioid receptor binding. Gene Ontology annotation, biological process: sensory perception; neuropeptide signaling pathway; chemical synaptic transmission. NCBI's taxonomy places the organism in Eukaryota, Metazoa, Chordata, Actinopteri, Syngnathiformes, Syngnathidae. Gene Ontology annotation, cellular component: neuronal cell body; dendrite; plasma membrane.
CGGAGGAAACUCACUUCUUCCAGCCUGCACCCGAGGGACCCCCGCCCAACCCGAGGAUUGUCACCCCAACACGGACCAUCAUGAAGACGCUGGUGGCGCUCCUGCUGCUGCUUUGUGUUGAUGGCGCGCAUGGCGACUGUCAGGAUGUCUGCCUGUCCUGCAGCCUCAUCCUGCCCAAACAGCUCACCUUCAACACUAUGGAGUGUCUUUUUGCAUGUCAGGGUUCCAUCUCCCCGACAUCCUCCUGGGACACCUGCCGUGGAUCCUUGUCGCUGUCAUCUAUGCCCAAAAGAUCCCAGGAGGAAGUGGAGGCCUUCUUCCCUGCUGAGGAGGAAGACAAUGGAGAGAAGGAAGGGGAGGAGCUGCCCUUGGCCUUGCAGAGGUUCGAUCACAUGACCCGAGAGCUGGGGCUGGAUGAAACGGACGCGGGUACCCACGAUCCUCUGCCCUUGGACGAAGAGUAUGAGGACUCCGACGCCAGCGACGUGGCUCUGAGCGUCUCCAAGCGGUUUGGCGGCUUCCUGAAGGGCCGCCAUGGCUACAGGAAGCUGAUGGCCCCGGCCAGGUCCUACCAGAAGCGCUACGGCGGUUUCAUCGGCAUCCGCAAGUCGGCGCGCAAAUGGAACAACCAGAAACGCUUCAGCGAGUUCCUGAAACAGUACCUGGGCAUGAGCACUCGGGCCACAGCGUACAACAGCGUCUCGGAGGAGCUCAGCCGGCACAACCAAGUGUAGCGCGGCAACCGACGCCGUCACGCCCCCCGAGGUCCUGCUCGUAACCUCAGAUGGAUUUACACCGCAGGGCCCAAUUCUCAGUUUGUGCCUGUGUGUGGACCGUCUGUUUACAUCUGCUGUACUGUCAAGUGACACAUAUCUGGUAUGACUGUGCUUCUAUGUAAGAUGCUUAAUGGUCGCUUCCUCUCGUCUAAAUCGCUUGUAAGUAGGG